AUGACGUACCAUCAAAUGUACCGCAGAACAACAUUGGGGAAUACCCUCCAGGAAGCAUUAGAUGAACUAGUUGAUCAUAAACUAAUUCAACAACGGGCCGCUAUGAAAGUUCUUCAAAAGUUUGACCAAUGUAUCAGUAUUGCACUCUCCAGUCGUGUCAAAAAUCGGUUGAAUCUCAAAGGUCACCUGAAGACUUACAGAUUUUGUGACAAUGUAUGGACUCUUGUGAUGGAAGAUGUAGAAAUCAAGGACUCCUCAGUCAUCAUGAACGUAGACAAAGUAACAGUAGAGAGCACACGUCGACAGUAUCCUUCGAAGAGGUAUGCGUAA
This is a messenger RNA of Echinostoma caproni, 330 nucleotides long. The record is from the annotation of a GenBank genome assembly. NCBI's taxonomy places the organism in Eukaryota, Metazoa, Platyhelminthes, Trematoda, Plagiorchiida, Echinostomatidae.